UUCAAAAUUAAAUUAUUCAAUGAAUUGUUCGUUGCAUGAAUAUUGGAAAAAAGUUAACAAAGCAUAGAUCUUCAUCAAACAACAUCGUUCCAGAUAAUUCAAUGUUUCCCAAGAACUAGAAUCUUGUCGUAAGUACCACAGAUUCGAAAAUGGACAUCGAAGAGGUACCAUCGACAUCCUUGGGUGACGCCGAUCUGCAGCUAGAAGUUAUCGCCGAAACACCCAUGGACACCGAAGACAAUAACCAGCAAUCCGAUGCGGUUUGUAAAUUCCUCAACGGUGAAAUCUCCUUCACCGAUUACCUCGACCGAAUGGACAAAAUCGCCGAAGCAAGCACCGUUCAAACCGAUGCACAAGAUGAUACUAAAUCUGUACUAGGAGACAUCAUCGACGAAGCCGAAGUGCUCAGUUCGUCAGAUGAAAACUCCGAAGACGAAUCGAAGCCAGCUAAACCCAGAGGUGUAAGACGUACCGGUCGAUCCAAGUUAUCAGCUACGUUACGCGGUGUUAUGGGUCAAGCUAACGUAUGUUACGCUCAAGGCGAUACCGAAACGGCGGUUAAAAUGUGCUUAGAAAUAAUCAAAGAAGAACCCCAAGCUUCCGAACCGUUCAAAACAUUGGCUUCGAUUUACGAAGAAAUGGGCGAAUCGGAGAAAGCUGUACAGAUGCGAUUGAUAGCUGCUCAUCUAGGUCCGGCUAGCAAAGAAGAAUGGAUGGAGUUAGGUCAAAUGUUGAAGAAAAAAGGCCAUCAUAAACAAGCUGUUAUGUGCUACACGAAAGCUAUCAAUUACGAUGAAUUGAAUUUAGAGUUAUACGAGUUAAGAGCUUCGUUGAUGAAAGAAGCUCGUAUUCUUUCGGUCGAGGUUUACGGUUUCCUCAGAAUACUCUACAAAUUAGAUCCUCAAAGAGAAGGUAAAAAGUUACUCGAUUUAUGUAUCAAAGUAGCACGAAUGUAUUAUAACGAAAAGAAAUACGAGAAAUCGUGCAAAACGUUGAAGUACGCUUUUGAAAAACGACCAGAUUUGAUCAAAGACGCCGAAGUCAAUUUGUACCUCGAUAUUUUAAUCACUACGCUUAAUUUCCACGAAUGUCUCAACGUGAUGGCUAAAUUCUGCAGCGUCGAGUUUCAAACAACCGAAGAUCCUUUUACCAUCGUAGAGUGCAUCGUACCCGAAGAAAUACCCAUCGAUCUUCGGGCCAAACUCAUCGUAACAUUAAUCCAUUUCGAUUCGUUUGAAAACGCCAAAAUACAAAUAGACAUCUUGCUCAAAGAGAAUCCAGAUAUCAUGGGCGAUCUAUUCUUCGACGUAGCCAUGGAGUUAAUAGACAAAGCUCAGUUCGAAGACUCGAUCACGUUACUCGAACCUCUCACUCAUACCGAAAGUUUCAACUCGGUUACCUUAUGGUUUAAAUUGACUCACUGCUACAAAGAAACCAAUAAAAUCAAAGAAUGCCACGAAGCAUUCCGUAGAGCUCUACAAUGCCAUCCUGACGAUAAAGAUCUCAAGUUGAAAUUCUGCGAAGAACUAAAAUCAGCUCAUUUGUACCAAGAAGCUAUCGAAUUGACCAAAGACGACGACAUGAGCGUUUUGAUCUACGAACGAUGCAAUAUGUAUUACCUGAUCAAAGACUACGAGAACUUCAUCGAAACCGGACUUCAAUUAUUUCGUUUACAUUGCAAAGAAAUCAAAACAAUCGAAGACUACAGUCUGCUCCUAGAUGCUCUACGUUCGACUAAAUCAUUCAAAGAUGUAGUUUCACCCUACGUUCCGAUCACAGUCGAUACUUCGGUUACUGUCGAACAAGAAUGGGACAUAUUCGUCAAAAUAUUCGAUAUCUACGCCGAACGCAAAGAUUACGACCUUUUGCAACAACUCACUCUGGAUUUAUCCCUUUCGUAUAAAUUCAACUCGGUCAAAGAUCAGCUCAGAGUAGCUGUGGCUAUCGCAUCGUUCCUCAACCAUGAUUACGAAAUAGCUUACGAUAUGAUGAGAUAUUUCAUAAUACAAGCCAAUAAGAACUCGUUGAAGUUCUGGAACUGUUUCAAUCUUUUCACGUAUUACUCGAGUUACAGCCGAAUACACAAGUUCUUAAUUCGCUACCUGAUGAGAGCUUCGGAGAAUAACAGUUUAAUCGUAUUAUUUGCCAAUAACUGUUUAACAGCUGGAACGUACAAGUAUGCUCUGAACGAUUACAGUAUAGUGUUUCAAGAUAAAGAAACCUCCAUGGUAGCGUUACUUUUGGCUGUCGCUGUGUUACAUAUGUCGUGUUCGAAAUUUUCCACUAAUAGGCAUUCGUUUACGUCGCAAUGUUUAGCCUUUCUGUAUAAAUAUCAGAAUCUGAGAGGCGAACCGAUGAAUCAAGAAAUUAAUUAUAAUUUCGCCAGAGCUUUUCAUCAACUUGAAUUAUUUCCUCAAGCUAUACAUUAUUAUAAAAAAGCUUUAGAGUGUAAACCUGCGGUUAGCGAUAUGUACGAUUUAAAGGCAGAAAUCGCCUAUAAUUUGCAUGUAAUUUAUAUGAGCUCCGGUCAACCGAGAGUUGCGAAUAUGUACUUACAGAAAUACGCCGUUAUAUAAUUUUGUCAAGUUUUUUUUUUUUUAUAAUGUACGUUUAUAAAAUACAUGAAUGGUUCUAAA
Messenger RNA from Planococcus citri (citrus mealybug), 2636 nucleotides. Its product is annotated as general transcription factor 3C polypeptide 3. Gene Ontology annotation, molecular function: protein binding. The record is from RefSeq and is a predicted model, not a curated record. Gene Ontology annotation, biological process: transcription by RNA polymerase III. Bases 150 to 2576 code for a protein of 808 amino acids. Gene Ontology annotation, cellular component: transcription factor TFIIIC complex. NCBI's taxonomy places the organism in Eukaryota, Metazoa, Arthropoda, Insecta, Hemiptera, Pseudococcidae. The transcript is spliced from 2 exons.